This is a messenger RNA of Callorhinchus milii (elephant shark), 1418 nucleotides long. It is a transcript of the gene maneal, whose product is annotated as mannosidase endo-alpha like. Gene Ontology annotation, cellular component: Golgi apparatus. NCBI's taxonomy places the organism in Eukaryota, Metazoa, Chordata, Chondrichthyes, Chimaeriformes, Callorhinchidae. Bases 5 to 1312 code for a protein of 435 amino acids. Gene Ontology annotation, molecular function: alpha-mannosidase activity. The transcript is spliced from 4 exons. The record is from RefSeq and is a predicted model, not a curated record.
AGCAAUGGCCAGGUUUCGCAGAAGGACCUUUGUCGCCUUGUUGGUCUUCACCCUCUUCGUCUUCGGGACCAUGAUGGGGUUGAAGACCCUAACUCCGGCCGAUGGCUUUGAGGAAUCCCCCCUCGCCCCCGGGCUGGAGCGGGUGGACACACGCCGACCCGUCUCCAACAGCCCCAUCCUGAUGCUGCCUCCCACCCUCACCAAAGUCCCCCGCGCACAUCUGGAGGGCUACCCGACCCCCAAUUACGACCUGCACAUCUUCUACUACGCCUGGUACGGCAACCCCACCUUUGACGGCCGCUACCUGCACUGGAACCACCUCCUGGUGCGUCACUGGGACCCCAAAGUGGCCGCCAGUUACUCCGAAGGCCGGCACAGCCCCCCGGAGGACAUCGGCUCCAGCUUCUACCCAGAGCUCGGCCCCUACAGCUCCAGGGACCCCCACGUUAUAGAGCAGCACAUGCAGCAGCUCCGCACGGCGGCAGUGGGAGUCCUGGUCCUGUCCUGGCAUCCUUCCGGGCUGGAGGAUGAGGAGGGGGAGCCGGGGGAAGACCUGGUACCUACUCUACUGGAUGCAGCAGACAGAUAUCGAUUGAAGAUGGCAUUUCACAUCGAGCCCUACAAGGGCCGCAACGACCGCACAGUGUACGAGAACGUCAAGCACCUCACAGACAGGUACGGGUCCCAUCCAGCCUUUUAUAAAUACAAGACUAGUACUGGCCGGCUACUCCCCAUGUUUUACGUCUAUGAUUCUUACCUGACACCCCCAGUGUCCUGGGCCAACUUGCUGACUCCUUCGGGCUCCCUGAGUGUUCGCAACACGGCGUAUGACGGGGUGUUUGUCGGGCUGGUCGUGGAGGAGAAACACAAACAGGACGUGUUGGAGUCGGGAUUUGACGGGAUAUAUACCUACUUCGCCUCCAACGGGUUCUCCUACGGUUCAUCCCACCAGAACUGGAAGAGCAUCAAGGCCUUCUGCGACGACAGCAACCUGAUGUUCAUCCCGAGCGUGGGCCCCGGCUACAUCGACACCCAGAUCCGUCCCUGGAACAACCACAACUCCAGGAAUCGCGUGAGCGGGAAGUACUUCGAGACCGCCCUCCAGGCUGCUCUGGGGGUGCGACCGGAAAUCAUCUCCGUCACCUCGUUCAACGAGUGGCACGAGGGCACGCAGAUCGAGAGCGCCGUGCCCAAAAAGGCCACACAGCACAGCUACCUGGACUACCUGCCUCACAAGCCCGACCUGUACUUGACGCUGAGCCACAAGUGGGCCGAGCAGUUCCGUAAAGAGAAAGAGCAGUGGCUGAUGUGAGCUGGGCCCUCGUAGAGUCGAAAGGAAACCCCGGUGUCAAAAGCGUGUACAGAUGGGAGCUCAGUUUAUGUUUGAGAAAAGCUGUAGUUACCACAAGCCUUCCUGA